Molecule: messenger RNA, 752 nt
Organism: Funneliformis geosporum
Lineage: Eukaryota; Fungi; Glomeromycota; Glomeromycetes; Glomerales; Glomeraceae
Source: the annotation of a GenBank genome assembly
AUGAUAGGGGCGAUGAUGAAGACGAAAAUUUGAUCGAUGAGAAUGACAACUUACUAAUGGAAGUUCUACCAUUUCUAGUCGAUGAUAAAAGUGAGAACUUAAUUGAUGAUAGAAGCGAUAACUUGUUAACAGGUCUUGAGGAAGAGCUUGACAAUGAGGUUAUAAAUGACUUCUUGUAUAUAGAUAACAUUUACGAUAAUGUGUAUGAUUCUGAAGAAAUUCCAGUAGACGAUGAUAUACCACAGGAUGCAUACCAUUCUAUGGCUGGAAAAGCACAUACUUUAUUAGAAGCUACAUUUAGCAUACUCAAUGUAACUGCGGAGGUCUUAAAUAAAUGGUAUACAAAGCAUGGAAUGAUACAAACUACAGCUAUAUCUCAGUUGUGUAUUGUCUGGUCUGUUGAAACUAAAGUGUUGAAAAUUGCAUUUUCAACUACCAUGAUGGAAAUUACUUACCAUAAAUUACAAGAAUCACUUAUGAGAGAACGUGAAAUGCUAAUACUAUAUUUGAUUAUAGAUCCAAACCUUUGCCUAAUAUUAUUAGACUGGUAUGUUACUGAAAAUCCACAUACAUUUAUGAGUGAACAGGAAUUCAAAGAUGAAAAUGAUAAUGAUAAACAUCCACUUUUUCAGAAUCUUUCUAAGUCAUAUUUGGAGCAUUUUGAAUUAAGAGCUGCAUUAUUGAAUAGAAAGGUGGAUUUUUAUAAUUCUAUUGCAUAUACUAUUCUUGAAGAUAAACAGGAUCCUAUUUGA